Lasiosphaeria miniovina is the source of this 1110-nucleotide messenger RNA. RefSeq lists its product as uncharacterized. The record is from RefSeq and is a predicted model, not a curated record. Lineage: Eukaryota; Fungi; Ascomycota; Sordariomycetes; Sordariales; Lasiosphaeriaceae. Bases 1 to 1110 code for a protein of 369 amino acids. The transcript has 2 exons.
AUGCUGUCGAGCUUGGGAGCUUUCGCCAGUCUGUUACCCUGGCAAGAAUUGCUUAGCUCGCGCGAUGCCGUGCCGCGUCUCGCUUUGGAAGAGCAGCGUAAGCUGCGGGAAGAAGCAGACCGCCAAGCCUACCAGCUUCAGCAACAGCAAGAGCAGGAGCGUCUCGCUUUUGAACAGCUACGCGAGCUGCAGGAAGAAGCAGACCGCCAAGCUUACCAGCUUCAACAACAGCAGGAGCAGGAGCGUUUCACUUUUGAAAAGGAACGCGAGCUACAAGAGGAAGCAGACCGUCAAGCUUACCAGCUUCGACAACAGCAAGAGCAGGAGCGUCUCGCUUUGGAAGAGCAGCGUCUCGCUUUGGAAGAAGCAGACCGCGCACGCGCCCAUCAGCUCCAGCAGGAGAAGGAGGCUGGGUCGCAGCCAAUGGCGGACUUCGACUUCAACACAAUGCCUACGCUAGCUACAGCAAACCUCGCUCGGCCUAGCCUAACGCCGAUCUUCAACCCAUUCGCCACGCCCAUCACUGCAGCAAACCCCGCUGUGCUCAGCCUGGUGCCGCCGAUCCAGUUCGGAACGAGCACGUCUCCGCGGCCAACGGUCAACCCAAUAUCAUUCGGGUUAAAGGGGCCGUCGGUACCUACGUAUCCGUCGGAUAUCGACUCGCCGAAGCUCAUAGUAGAGUCGAGCUUCCUGAGCGGAGAAGCACUGAAGACAGUGAACGACUGCAAGUAUGAGCAUGUUGGCUGGAAGGUCAAAGCAUUGGUCCAGAACAGGUCCGCCGACAAGCUCGCCGAGGCCAAGGCAGCCGAGGAAUUGGCAGCCGAGGAAUUGGCUGCCGAGGCAGAGCAGAAACCCCGCAGGGCCGAGGAGGCCGACAGGCUUUACUGUCAGAGUCUUGCAGCUACACUCAUGGCAGAAAAUGCUAGAUUAGACGCGGAGGCCGCGCAGGGCUACGAGGAGCGGCUCAGCAUUCCCGAUGUGCCGCCGACGCCCGACUUCUCCCAUGGCAGCGGUAUAGUUCCCGUAGACGAGGAGGACGACUUGGAGGCCAUGUGGCAUAUGGAUGCUGCAGAAGAAGCCGCCGCCGCCGCCGCCGCCACCAACAACUAG